This is a messenger RNA of Mya arenaria, 2734 nucleotides long. RefSeq lists its product as uncharacterized. Gene Ontology annotation, biological process: mitophagy by internal vacuole formation; mitochondrial protein catabolic process. NCBI's taxonomy places the organism in Eukaryota, Metazoa, Mollusca, Bivalvia, Myida, Myidae. The record is from RefSeq and is a predicted model, not a curated record. The coding region runs from base 37 to 1557 and encodes 506 amino acids. Gene Ontology annotation, cellular component: mitochondrial outer membrane. The transcript has 17 exons.
CUAGGAAGUAUAAACAACGAGCGUUUCUAUUAUUGUAUGGAGGAAUAUUUCUCUUCUUCUUUAAAUAAGAAUGAUCAUAUAACUGAACAUCACGUAAACAACGUUGUUGAAGUCAUGGCGUCGAAGUCGACGAAAGCGAGUGCGAAACCAGCAGGGAAAGUAAAGGAAAGCAAAGGUACACAUAAAUCCACGGGUCCGUCACUGAAAGAUGUGGACAAACUACUGAAAGAGAAUGAAGACUUGCGAACACAGCUCCGCGUCGCUUCUGGACAAGUGGCUUACCUGAGGGAAAACUUGGACCCGUCAGCUUUCAGAAAAGCAGCUGGAAUCACAGCGCCAGAUGGAAACCACCUGUACGACGAGGCAUUGAGAAGCGCUGAAAAAAUUAUCAAUAAGCAAAAAUGUGAGCUGGAAGAGUUGCAGAGAAACAAACAGGGGUCAGCUUUCAGAAAAGCAGCUGGAAUAACAUCUCAAGAUGAAAACCACCUGUACGAGGAUGCCAUGAGAAGCGCUGAAGAAAUUAUAAAUAAGCUAACACGUGAGCUGGUAGAGUUGAAAAGAAACAAACAAAGUCAGCCAAACGAGAUGGACGGGAAAACAAGAAACGAAAAGGACGUUUCAAAAGACGGGGAAAAUGCUACAUUGAAAGCAGAAAUAGAACACUUAAAAGAACAAAUUAAAGAACUAACGACACAAUUGUCAGACGCAGAAACAAAUAACAGGCCUGUCAAAGGUACUGCACCAGAUGUACCAUACUCUUCUGAUGAAAUCAAACGGCUCAAAGAUGAAAACGAAAAAAUAACAAAACAAGCGAAGGCAGAUGUCUCGAAGCUUGAAUCAGAACUACAGAAUGUUAAAUCGGAUUUAGAGCAGACGAAACAAAAACUUAACAUUUCACUGGAGGAAGAAAAACGUUUAAACACGGUUGUUGGUGCUCAAAUAGCAGCUGAUAAUCCACACAUCGCCGAACUAAGUGACGAAAGCAGACCGACAAAACUAGCAGAAACCUACUCAGAGAUAUAUGACAACGAGUGGACUGAUGCCUAUGAGGAUAUGGAGAACGAAGGCCUGAAUGAAGGGAAAGCAAUUCAAAAAUUGCUAGGAAUACUUAUGGAUGUCGACGGCGAUUGCAGAUCAAUGGCCAACGACUUUAAAAACAAUAUAAAAAGAGCAGCAUUGAGUUUAAGUGAAAACGGUAGCAACGUGAAAGAAACAAAGAUUGACGUCACACGCAACAAUCUUUUAAAAGAAAUACAGAAAAGCUUUGCCCCACUUCUCGUUGAGGAUGUGUACAAGAACCUGGUAAAGAAGAUUAAGCUAAAACUUCCAAAGAACACAGAGCGCUUUUACAGAAGUUGCGUGGAAUUGUGUUGGUUAAUGAGUGUCCAGGAUCCGCCUGUUGUUUUUGACACACCGAAGACAGGCGGGAAGUUUGACUCGGACAGAUAUAGAACAUACACAAAGAUGGGAAAACAACUGGACUAUGUUGUUUGGCCUCCUAUGUUGCUUCAUGCAGGCGGUCCUUUGUUGGCCAAGGGAGUAGCGCAAGGCAAAUAGAGUGGAACUGACUGAGUGUAGCUUUGAUUUCGGAUAUGUGAUUAAAAUGUGUUACACCUAUUGUAUUGAAUUGGCGUAUGUGUAAAUAUCAGUAUUAUUUACGCCUACUGACAUAGCCGAUGACUACUUUGGCCGCACCUCCAGUGUCACUGACAUGCUACACACCCUCAAAUGGCGCCGCCUAGAUCUCCGGCGCAUUGACUCCAGAUUGUCCCUCAUGUACAAAAUUACUAACCAGUUGGUGGCAAUCCCCAUUCAAGAUUUCCUCAUCCCUCUUACUAGACAAUCCCGCCAUUACCAUCCCUUAUCAUAUAGGUUAAUCUCUGUCAAAACUGACUACUACAAGUAAUCCUUCUUCCCAAGGUCCAUAGUACUAUGGAAUAAUCUCCCCCUAGAUGUACUUCUUCUUCAAACCCUAGAACAGUUCAAUGCUGCUGUCAGCUCCAUUGAACACAGUUCACCAUAACCUGUUCUUCACUCCUAUAUUUAACCUUUUAAACCACUAACAAAUGUUUUCCCUUCCCUUUAUAUUUGUAUUUUGACCGGAAUUCUUUUAACUUCUACUAACAAUCUUUGUGGCUUGACGCGCACAAAAAUGUCUACGUCCCUGUAAAGGGUUCGACAGUACAGGAAGAUAGCCAUGUCAGGCUGAAGUAUUCAAACGCUUUGAAUUUCACUCACCAUGAGCAAUUUAUAACUGUUUUAUAUGGGCGUGUGUAUGUUUCGUAACGGAUUUAGAUUUAAGUUAGGUUGUCAAAUAGCCUUCAAGAUAUCAGAUAAUCGUGUACUUAAGUUUACGGAAUCACUCGAUUAGUGUUAUUAGAGAAGAAUAGGCCACAAACCUCUUAGUACUGCCGUUCUCAUAAAGAAAUAUCAGUUCUCAAUAUUUUAUUUAAUUUCUCUGGUAAGAUUAAUUCAGUUGUCAGGCUGAAAACUAGUACAUGAAGGUAAACACAGCACUUCAACAUAUGAUUGCUUUUGCUUUUUACUUUAUUUUCUUUAUAUUUAGGCUAGGUCGGACGAGGCUUAUGAAUACAAUUAGUUUUCUCUGGUUGUUUAAUGUUUGGACAAGUAUGAUGUUGAAAUUAAUCCCAUAGUGAUGUCCUAGAGUUUUCACUAACCUUUCCUAGGUGGUAACUCUAAAACCAUUAUGUCAAUAAACCAGCUUUGCGUCUUU